CUGAUUCCGGAGAAAACAGCAGCGGACUUUCGGCCCAGAAGUUGCGUUUGAUCCAUGUACAGAAGUGCUGACCGCUUCCUAAAUAUAUUUUUAUAUGGAUUUUAUAUAGGCUAUUUUAAAAAGGUGAUUUAAUUCUGCUGAACAAAGGAGAAGACGGACUUCCUGUUCUGCUCUUUCUUUCACCUUCAUUUUCACCUGGACAACAGCACGAUGCGAGAGUUUCACCUGAACGAUACGUGCACAAAUGGUGGAUCCUCUUUGUGGAGCUCAGUGACCCUUCUGAAGAGAUGAAAGGGUCUGUGCUGACACUAUGGUGUGGAUCCCAGACAGCUGUGUGUUUGGUCACCACAGAUCAAACUCUGAUCCUCACACACCUGAACAACAGUCAACAAACAGGUAUGCGAACUUACAGUUCCUACAACAUGUGGCUGGGAUUAACUCUUGCAUUGCUUUCAUCCUUCCUGAUUGGUGGAAGUGUCAUCCUCAAGAAGAAAGCUCUCAUCCGAUUGGCCAGCAAUGGACACACCAGAGCAGGUGAUGGAGGAUAUGGCUACCUUAAAGACUGGCUUUGGUGGGGAGGCCUAUUGACCAUGGGAGCCGGAGAGGUGUGUAAUUUUGCUGCCUACAUGUUCACGCCAGCCACACUGGUGACUCCCCUAGGAGCGCUCAGUGUCCUCAUCAGUGCGGUUCUCUCCUCCCACCUGCUGGGGGAGCAGUUGAAUGUGGUAGGGAAGUUUGGUUGUCUGCUGUGUGUACUCGGGAGCAUUCUGUUGGUCAUUCAUGCCCCACAAGAAAGAGAAGUCACAUCAAUACAGGAUAUGACCAAUAAGCUGCUGGAGCCAGGUUUCCUGGUCUAUGUUGUGGCGGUGUUGGUUCUGUGUGCGGUUCUGGUUUUGUAUUUCUGUCCGCGGUCCGGUCGUUCCAACAUCCUGAUCUACAUCGGCAUCUGCUCGUUGCUGGGAGCUUUCACUGUAUCGUCGGUGAAGGGCCUCGCCAUAGCCAUCAACACCGUGGUUUAUGACACCUCUGUGCUCAGCCACCCUCUUACGUGGAUCCUGCUCCUCACUCUCAUUGUUUCAACAGUAACACAGGUGAACUACCUUAACAAGUCUCUGGACACCUUCAGCACCCUACUGGUGUAUCCUAUCUACUACGUCCUCUUCACCUCUGUGGUCCUUUCCACCUCCAUCAUCCUCUUCCAGGAGUGGAGCAGCAUGUCUGCCGUGGAUGUGGUCACCACGCUGGGCUCGUUCCUGGUCAUUGUGGUGGGCGUGGCCUUGCUGCACCUGUUCAGGGAGCUGCAGAUUACAUUGAAGCAGCUGACCAAUCAGCUUUCUCAACCAAUGGAGAGGGAGGGACUUACAGACGAAGUCACAGCCAAUGGAAGAGGAGGAAGGAAUAAAAAGGAGGAUAAAUAUGGACUGAUGGACAAUGUAGUGAUAGAAGGGCUGCCUCCUAUUAGAGAGGAAGGACCCAGAGUCUUCAUAAUCAGCUGAAAAAGUGAAUUCCAAAAGUCUCUGCACUGUUACUUGAUAUUUCCUGCAUUUUUUUCAAACUUUUGCUGACAUCUUAGUUUAUGCUAUAAGUCCCUCCAAUUUCGCAUGAUGGUAUUUAACGGUACAGUACUAGUUGACCUUUUCUACCUUGCUGUAGUGCCUUAAGUUUGGGUCUGCUUUCUCUACUGGGCUGCUGUUUUUUGAAAUCUCUUCAAAAAAAACUGAGAUGGAAGACAUUUCAGCUUCUGCUUGAAGUGUUUGGUAACUGAAACUAGUUUCUUUCAGCUAAAGUUGAGUGUUUUAUUUUAUGUGGUAAAAUGACAAUUGAGGUACUAAUUAAAACAGAUAUCUCACAAAUGAGGUUAGAAAUGGGUCAAGCAACAUUUUCUUCUGAGUCAUUGUUCCACUUGUUUGAGAUUCAGUAUCGAUGAGAGCCCUUGUUGACAACUGCUUCUAUGGGGAAGAACAUAGACAUUAGGUCUGCAACUAAGAAUUAAAGUGAUUGAUCUUAUAAAAUUUUUUGUAACAAUUUAUUUGUCAGCAAAAAAGUGUACAUUUUACAGAUUUUUUAUUUAACUAUUUUGUGCUUUUAUACAAUACUAAAUACAUUAAAAUAUGCAAAUGAACAACUCAAUUACAUUUUAACAUGUAUAUCUUCUGCCUAAAAUAAAAUGCAAUGUAUUUUCUUUUUUCAGUUUUGACUGUUCUUUCAGCAAAAUUACCUUUCUUUGAAUGUAUGUACUCCAGUUAACUGGAUUACUAAAUUAGUUGGUUAAUAAAUUAAAUUACCGUAAUUUCCGGACUAUACGCCACGACUUUUGUUUCAUGCUUUCGACCCUGCGGCUUAUACAACGAUGCGGCUUAUUUAUGAAUUUUUUCUAACGGCCAGUAGGGGCGCUGGAGCAGAAAAGGUGAGUGUGAGACAGCUGGAAUAUAUCUGUAG
Molecule: messenger RNA, 2439 nt
Organism: Gambusia affinis (western mosquitofish)
Lineage: Eukaryota; Metazoa; Chordata; Actinopteri; Cyprinodontiformes; Poeciliidae
Gene: nipal4
Product: NIPA like domain containing 4
Exons: 11
Coding region: 288-1496 (402 amino acids)
Biological process (GO): magnesium ion transport
Cellular component (GO): membrane
Molecular function (GO): magnesium ion transmembrane transporter activity
Source: RefSeq, a predicted model, not a curated record